Messenger RNA from Drosophila serrata, 510 nucleotides. RefSeq lists its product as uncharacterized. The record is from RefSeq and is a predicted model, not a curated record. NCBI's taxonomy places the organism in Eukaryota, Metazoa, Arthropoda, Insecta, Diptera, Drosophilidae.
AUGUGGCUGCUUGAGGUUAUCUUUAUUGCCUGUCUGGUGGCCUCCGUGAGUGGAUCCGCGGGGGAAGUUAAGCUGCCCGUGGAGCAGGCAUUUGUUCCUCGCUAUACCCUCGAAAGCAAACGUCAGGAUCUGGACUUACCCGCUCCAGAGCAGAAUCAGGAAGAACAGCAGCAUCAGCAGCAGAGACUCCCUGCUACCAGCGACAAGAAGCCCUGGCGGCGACGCGUGGACUUUGGCUACGAUGGUGUUUCUACGGCUGCCUGGUCUGCUGCUCCCUCACCACCGGCCGCCAUCCUGUCCAUCCUAAAUCCCCUGCUAGCUCCUGGACUUCUCCUGCUUGGCGUUAACUUGGGCGCUCUGCUCUACAUGCUGCUGGGACUACUGGGACUAGCUCCGCAUCGGAGUAACAGCAGGGCUGGCAGCAUUUCACAGGCCUGGCCAACGCACGACGAGAUCCUCUACACACACAAUCUGGGUGAGGGGGGCAAGGAAACGGCUGUAUAUUUUUAA